Messenger RNA from Symbiodinium sp. CCMP2456, 1134 nucleotides. NCBI's taxonomy places the organism in Eukaryota, Dinophyceae, Suessiales, Symbiodiniaceae. The record is from the annotation of a GenBank genome assembly.
AUGGGCUGCUGCGCUUCCGGAGUGCAGCAGCCAGGCAACCCCGCUCAGCGCGCGAAGGCAGAUGCUCGUGUCGGCAGACCUCCUGGUGCUUCGGGGCAGUUUCUGCGCAUGCUUAGCAUCAAUGAUGUAUACAUCCUGGAUAAUUAUGCAAAUUUGGCCUCGGCAGUCCUGACACACCGAAAGAUGGGUGAGUCUCUGGGAUGCGUCGUGACGUCGCACUUGAACGGGGACUUUCUGUCCCCUUGCCUCCAGACUGCCCUGGAUGGUGGAACUGCUAUGAUGCAGGGCUUGAACUAUGGAAAGUUGGAUUAUGCGUGCCUGGGAAACCACGAGUUUGACAUGGACAAAAGGCAGCUUGAGACGCGGCUGCCGCUUUUCAAAGGCAAGCUGGUGAACACAAACGGCGAGGACGCCGAAUUACGCAGCUUACCUAAGUACGACAUCCUCGAGGUUGGAAGCCGAAAAGUUCUCAUGGCCGGCCUCUGCACCGGAGAUAAGUCGAUCUACGCUGAAAAAGGCUGUCCGACAAUGCUCCCAUUCCUGGACUCUUGCCUGACGGCGUGGAAGUCGGCCGCCGGGGAGAAGCCCGACAUCCUCGUGCCCAUGACCCACCAGCUCAUCGAGGAAGAUCGCUCUUUCGCCUUGGAGAUACAGAAGGACCCCACCUUGAAAGGGAAGGUGCCUGUGAUCUUGGGCGGCCACGAGCACACUGUCUUCGAGGAGCGCGCGGGCGAUUCCUUGAUUGUCAAGACGGGCCAGGAUGGUGCAAGCAUAGCCAUCGUGGAUGUGUGGUGGACGGCUGAGGGCGAGGUUCGAAGUCGCCACGUCCUCGUUCCGGCCGCAGAGUUCACUCCAGAACCCGAGGCCGCCGCCUGGGCCAAGGAUCGGAAAGACUUCGUGGUGAAGGCCAUGCAGGCGACUAUCACCGAGCUUCCUUCCAAGAUGUCGACCAAGAUGGUGAGGUUCGAGCAGUCUGACCUGGCCGGGUUCCUCUUGGAGAAGCUGAAGCGAGGCCUGCAGCAGCACGGUGCGGAGGUGGCGGUCAUGAACGGCGGCGAUGUCCGUGGCAGAGCCGACUAUGAGGCGGGCCCCUUCUCCCUGGGCGAUCUCUACAAGGAGCUCGCCUUUGCGGAG